UUGCAUUUGAUGUUGAGGUUAACAAAUCUACCAAUGACAGUCUAAGUAGAGCACGUGACACUUGAGCUCUGUUGUCAUGGCUAGAAGAUUGAAGCCCGGAGUAUAUAAUAGUUCCGGCGGGACUUUAAGAGUCGCAAGUAUCUCUCUCUAUACUACACAAACAAGACUCAGAGGAAAACCUUUGUCAUUAGAUGGUUAGCAGUUUGGCGGGGAAUGAUGUUAGAUGUUUCAAAACGUUCAGCUGGGCCCAAUAGACGUUGCAGAGCCGUGAGCACCGGUAUUGGUACAGCGCAAGCUUGUAGCAUGCCAGACCUACAGUUUCUGUUUACAAUACCACAUUCUUCAUGUCGCACGACUCCGGGAAGCUCUCCCAGCUCGAGCCCAGUCAGAGCCCAAACAACGUGUCAAAAUAAAUAUAGAGGCAAGAGCUUGAAGCAACCCGAGAGUCCCAGACGGUCCACCUAUCCACUUGCUUCACCCUCUCGCCGUUGUCGGAGCAAAUUAUGGACAGGUGAGGAAGUAGAUCCUUGGGCUCAGUUCAGACGAAGGGUCAUCACUAGUCCUUCCCCACCCAGCAGCCUGAUCUUGAGUGGUCACCGUCUUCGUCGGUUCAGUGUCACUACAAAGGGGAUUAUUCACUUGGGUGAUUUGGUCAGGGAUCGAUCCCGUUCUGACAUAGAAUCCUACGAAGGAAGUAGAAGCGACUCAAGUGAACACCCUUCCUCAUCGUCUUCCAGCCGUAGAGGCAGUAAUCCUGCUCGACACCAUGUAGUGAUUCUUGGAGAAGACAACGUAGGUAAAACAAGCCUCGUCUCCCACUUCUUGAAUUCUGAAUAUCUGACAGGAUAUGAAAGUUACUGUGACACUCUGGAAAACAACGAGAGAUCAGUUUCCGUGCUUAUUGAAGGAGAAGAAACCGAGCUGACGUUUCAAUGCGAGUCUUCCUCUGACAUCACGGUGGACGACACCACUUUUUCCCUUACAGCCGCCUUUCUUGUAGUGUAUUCAGUGACGGACAGAGUGAGCUACGAAUAUGCUGGACGAACUCUGGCCCUGUUGAGAUAUUUGGGAACAAAAUUGUCUACUCAUAUCUUGGGCUCUGAUUCCUUCCCAAAAGCUCUCAUUCUCGUCGGAAACAAAGCAGAUUUGGCUCGUAGUAGAACAGUGACAGAAGAAGAAGGCCGAACUCUAGCCAACAAAUACAACAUUAAGUUUAUCGAGACUUCAGCAGCUAUUACACACAACGUAGACGAACUAUUGGUAGGUAUCGUUAGCCAAAUCCGUCUGAGAUCAAGCAUGAUGAAUGAUGACAGUGCCGUCUACAGGUUUAGACGUCUAAGUGGAAAAGCUCUUGGAUUGAUGAGUAAAUUUUUACAAAAAUGUGAACUUAAAGUUAGAUCUUGUGAUAAUCUGCAUGUCCUGUGAUAAUCUGCAUGUCCUAUGAUGCUUUUACAUUUCUGUACGUGUUUUGAUAUAUAUGAAGUAACAUUAUGUGCCUCAUUGUUUACACUGUGUGUUCUGUCCUGUUAAUGUAAGUGUAAGUUAGACAAAAUUAUAUCAACCAAUAUAUGGCUGUAAAAGUAAGGCGGUAUUUUCUUUCUCACAAUUAACGGGGCAGAGUAUGUAAUGUAGCCAAAAAACUUAUAAGUAAUAAUAUUUCAGUUUUAGCUAUUUAUUUUAAGAUCUCAACUAUGUUUUCUUUAUUCUUAUAUGUGAAUUCAAAUAAUCUUUGAUAAAUUUGUUUCAUACGAUGCUACUUCUGUGGCUAUUUACUACGAUGGUGGUAUUUUUUUUGUUGUUGUUGUUUUUUAGCGCAGAGCUACACAAUGGGUUAUCUGCGUUCUGCCCACCGUAGGGAAACGAACCCCGAAUUUUAGCGUUGGAAAUCCAUAAAUUUACCACUAACCUUCCAGUGUAACAUUUACUAGGGAAAGAACUGCCAUGAAUUUGCUGUUGUCAAAACCAGAAUUUUUGUUUUAUGAUUUUAAAAUUUAUCGUUAUGAAUAUUAGUAACCUUUUAUGUAUUGUUAAUUCUAAUUGUUGAAAGAAUGUUGAUAAAGAAAACAAAAUGUCGUUCAUUGAACUAACAUACAUAU
Limulus polyphemus (Atlantic horseshoe crab) is the source of this 2096-nucleotide messenger RNA. Its product is annotated as GTP-binding protein REM 1-like. Gene Ontology annotation, cellular component: plasma membrane. The coding region runs from base 214 to 1425 and encodes 403 amino acids. The transcript is spliced from 4 exons. Gene Ontology annotation, molecular function: GTPase activity; calcium channel regulator activity; GTP binding. The record is from RefSeq and is a predicted model, not a curated record. Lineage: Eukaryota; Metazoa; Arthropoda; Merostomata; Xiphosura; Limulidae.